UCUGAGUGCUCAAAAUCUGCACAGAGCUUGUCAACGGAUCAUACAGGAAGUGUCGGGAGAAAUGAGUGACGCAAGGAUGAACAGUCAAUAUGUUUUGUUGUCAUACAGAGAGCCUUACUGGGGUGUAUCAUUUUGAUUACAAUUUGGCAAAUCAUAUUUCAGAGAGCCAUGAUGAAUUUUGAGAACAGCGCCCCUUGUUGGACAAUCAGCGGCAAUGCAAGUAAAAAGAAGAGAGUAAAUUGUCUUUUUUUAUAUAUGCUGAUGACCUACAAUGCCUAGAGUGUUAUUAGUUGAGAUCUGAGUUGCAUUGGUAAUGUUUUUGACAAUGCUAAAAAUUGUAAUUUAAAAAUGUAUAAACCGUUUAGCCAAUUCCAGUUCAACACAACUGUUCAACACAAUUAUAGGCCUAUCUUUGGAGCCAACAGAUGUAAAAAUUAUUAAACUGAACGAGGAGGUAAUGACUUAAAAUUGUAUUGUUAAAAUAAUGUGGAGAUUUACCAAAUGACAUAAUUACUUGUAAUCGUCUGAUAUAAUGCAUGGACAUAGAAACAAAAUGACUUCCUCUAUUUUCAUUCAAACUAAGAAAUAAUCCAGCAGUUGGAGUGUUUCUCCUUUUAAUCAAAGUCGCAUUGAUGAACAAAUGCAGUGCACUAAUAUUAUUGUUGUAGUGAGCUUUUAAAUGGACCUCCAAUACACAGCGUGUGAAGCAGAAGAAUUAACGUUUUCACACCUGUUGACGCACAAAAGACCGCUGGUUUCGAUACACGACGACGCUGAGACAUGAACCCCUUUAAACUCCCCCUAAGCGAGUAUGGAUCACAGGGGAACUUCAAAGAGCCCAAAUACCCCAUAGACCAUCAAAAGACUGCAAGUUUCUAUAAGUAAACUUAGUUGGUCAGCUAUGACUUUCAUUCUGCAGAGAGCUGUGUGGGAGAAACAUCUCGAGACAUAAGAUUUACUGCGUGCUGGAUUAUAACUCACUGUUUUAGAUAUGAUGCUGUUUGUGUGUGGGAUUCUCGCGCUGUGGGUCGCUUCAGUGCGCCCUGCAGCAUCCUUCCCUGGAUUUCACGAGGCGUUCAGGAAUAGGAUGCGCGAGGCUGGCAGGAGCGCCGGAGGUCAGGCGGGUCACAGCCGCCACACGAACCGAUAUCCGCUUUAUAUGUUGCACCUCUACCGUAGCCUUCUGACUGGAGACGAGAGACACAUGAGCCACGAGAAUCCAACUUUAUACGAUUCCGAUUCAGUCUUGAGUCUCGUCGCCAAAAGUUUCCAUCAGGUUGGUGACAAAUGGGCAGUGACAUUUGACAUGUCCUCCAUAUCAACAAAAGACAACGUCCAGCGGUCUGAACUUCGGAUUCGCCUUCCAGAAUUCCCAUCCGCCGGCGACAUAGAGGUGGAUAUCUACCACUCAUCCAAACGGGAGUGUGACCGGAACCCAUGCGUCGAAGGGCGGCUUCACCUCGGCCGUGUGAAGGCCAAACCGAACGACCCGGGCUCCCAUUCCUCCUGGAAGGUUUUCAACAUCACAGCACUUCUUAAGUACUGGCUGCAUCAGGGUGAGACAAUGGUCGUUGAGGAAAACGCCCAGAUGUCUGCGGUGGAUAAGGAAGCGGAUGCAGGAAAGAGUGUCCACCAUUCCACUGCAAACAGGGUUAUGAUGGUGGUCUACUCCAAACUGAACCAGGCGAAGACAUCCACCCUCAUCAAGACUGCUGAACUCUCCAAGUAUGUGGCUUUGGACCGGGUCAGUGGUGGAGGUGAAUCUAUGACCCGACGUCACAAGAGGAACCACAGAUCUGGUGAGAGACUGCGAGGGGGAGCAGGAUCUAGCAUGAGCGCCAGUGCUUCACAUGAUGAGGAGGAGAAGAAGUCACUUUGCAGAAAGGUGGACAUGUGGGUAGACUUCGAUCAGAUCGGCUGGAGCGACUGGAUUGUUUAUCCGAAACGCUACAAUGCGUUUCGCUGUGAGGGUAGCUGUCCUACACCUGUAGAUGAGAGCUUCACCCCAACAAACCAUGCUUAUAUGCAGAGCCUUUUAAAGCUGCACCACCCAGACCGGGUCCCAUGCCUGUCCUGCGUACCCACCCGUCUGGCUCCACUCUCCAUGCUCUACUAUGAGAAUGGGAAGAUGGUUAUGAGACACCAUGAAGGGAUGGUAGUAGGAGAAUGUGGAUGCCACUGACCUCCCCAAAUCCCAAAUGAACUCAAAAUCAGCACUUAAUUUGGAUAUGUACCUAAAUAUAUAAAAGCACAAGAGAAGAUGAUACUUCGGGAUGAAAAAGCAAAUUUCCUUCAAUGUUUUGGACAUGAACAUCUUAGUAUGAAUAUGAACUUUAAUAUUGUGCAAUAUUGUGGUAUUUUCCAUGGAAUUAUUGAGGCAUUCUGCACAGAGGCACCUGAAUAACGUGAAGCUAUUUUUGAAAGAUUAUUACUUUUUGUGUUAACGGAUUUGUAAAUAGUAAUGUAAAU
Paramisgurnus dabryanus is the source of this 2469-nucleotide messenger RNA. RefSeq names its product nodal-related 1 (gene ndr1). Gene Ontology annotation, molecular function: growth factor activity; cytokine activity. Gene Ontology annotation, cellular component: extracellular region. The record is from RefSeq and is a predicted model, not a curated record. Lineage: Eukaryota; Metazoa; Chordata; Actinopteri; Cypriniformes; Cobitidae.